UCCCUUCUACCUCACAAGUGGUCCUUUUCCAUUUAAUACAAUGGUUCCCUAUUCUUAUCUUGCACUCUCUUUUACUUUCUUCUCUUAUCCUGCCCACCUAUUUUCUUUCCUUCUCUCCAACUCCCAAAAGAACCUCAGCUGAACAAAAGCAUCAAGAGGCAUCCCCACCUGCAUAAAACUUCCCUACUGAACUUGAAAAACUAGUAAGAAGGCACAAAAGUAUUAUUCAGGAUCUUCAAGCAAGAGGGAUAAUGUCUGCUUCUUCUUCUUCUGUAGUAUGGAGCAGAGAAGAAGACAUAGCUUUUGAGAGCGCCAUUGCCAUGCACUGGACUGGGGACUCUAAGGAACAGUGGGACAAGAUUGCUUCUAUGGUUCCUAAUAAAAGCAUUGAUGAGUUGAAGCAACACUAUAAAACACUUGUUGAAGAUGUUGAAGCAAUUGAAGGUGGACUUGUGCCACUUCCCAAUUACAGUGGGGAAGAAGCUUCUUCGUCGACUAAGGACCAUCAAAGCUUCUCUGCCAUUACAGCUACCGACAGGCGUUCUAAUUUUGGUUAUAGGAGUGCAUUUCCAGGAUUAGGUCAUGAUUCUAGUGGUCAGGGAGGAGGAAAAGGAGGAUCCAGGUCAGAGCAAGAGCGCCGGAAAGGGAUUCCUUGGACCGAAGAAGAGCAUAGGUUAUUUUUGCUUGGUCUAGACAAGUUUGGGAAAGGGGAUUGGAGAAGCAUUUCCAGAAACUUUGUCAUAUCCAGAACCCCAACACAGGUUGCAAGCCAUGCUCAGAAAUACUUCAUUCGUUUGAAUUCUAUGAGUAGAGAUAGAAGGAGAUCCAGUAUCCAUGAUAUUACCAGCGUGAACAAUGGAGAUGUUUCUAGUCAUCAGGCACCCAUAACAGGCCAACAAACCAACACAACCCCAUCAGCUACUGUUGCUGCUGCUCUGGGACCAGCAAUGAAGCACAGGGGACAACAAACUAUGCAUGGAUUGGGGGUAUACGGCGCACCGGUAGGUCAUCCGGUUGUUGCUGCUGCUGCUGCUCCUGGUCACAUGGCAUCUGCAGUUGGCACACCUGUAUUGCUUCCUCAUGGGCAUCAUCCCCCUUAUGUUGUGCCCCUUGCAUAUCCAAUGGCACCACCUCAGCCAAUGCACCAAUAACACAGUUCCUCGCAUAUUUGGUUUAUGACUUCAUUGAUACGAGGAGAUAAAUUCUACAUCACUUUUUUAACGGACGGUGGAAAUGGUGGCUUUGACGACCCAUAAUUGUACGAGUUGGGCACAAGAAGAUUCUGUUCAGCAAACUAAUACCCGCAUCAUAUUCCUCGUAUGUGUUGUACAUAUAGGACUCGGAAAAACAUUUAUGUAUCUGUUUGGAUUGCCCUUUUUUUUUCACAAACUAUUUUUGUUUGUGGAGUCUAUGCUGACUCCAUAAACAACUGUAAAAA
Coffea arabica (coffee) is the source of this 1438-nucleotide messenger RNA. Its product is annotated as transcription factor MYBS1. Gene Ontology annotation, molecular function: DNA binding. NCBI's taxonomy places the organism in Eukaryota, Viridiplantae, Streptophyta, Magnoliopsida, Gentianales, Rubiaceae. The record is from RefSeq and is a predicted model, not a curated record.